Molecule: messenger RNA, 12627 nt
Organism: Callithrix jacchus (white-tufted-ear marmoset)
Lineage: Eukaryota; Metazoa; Chordata; Mammalia; Primates; Cebidae
Gene: SPOCK3
Product: SPARC (osteonectin), cwcv and kazal like domains proteoglycan 3
Biological process (GO): anatomical structure development
Molecular function (GO): protein binding; collagen binding; extracellular matrix binding
Source: RefSeq, a predicted model, not a curated record
UUAAUUUAAGCUCACAGAUGGAUUUGGUAUAAGACACCAUUCUAGAUGGUUGACUUUUACAGAUCAGGUACUGUUUCCCUAGCCUUAUAAUGAAAUGUUUAAGAAAUGGCCAAAUUUUUGUUUUUAGGUUAACUCAUCCAUCAUUAAACUACAGCUUUGGGUGAAGUCAGACACUUGGAAGUCCUUUAAUGCAAAUGUCUCCAUAUCUUCCAUCAGCUGGGAAGGUGAUGGGAAGAAUGUCUUCCUACAGAGAAGACAAACAACAUCUGCUUGAUUGGCAAACACUUUUGCAAUAAGGAUCAACACACAGACACUCUUGGUUAAUUCCCUUCUCAGUCCAGUUGGAUUGCCUGCCAGGCUACUGGCUGGAUGCUGCUGAGAUGAAAGAUUCCAGUGGACAGGGUCAUCAUUUGAGUCAGGGACUAAGGUGUUCAUUACACAAGUGCAGCUGCUUCUUCCUAGCUUAGUAAGCUCCCUGAUGUAGCCAUUCUCUCUUUUCCUGCCUUUAAUUAUAGAUGAGUUCUAGCUUUUACUGAAACAGAGAUAAAUAAUUAUGCAACAGGUGGAGAAGGAAAGAUAUGGGGGCAGUAGAAUUAAAAAACAUAAACAGAAAAUGAUUCAGAGAUAUUUCUAGAUGGUGAAAAAAAUAUCUAAAAACAAUGUAGCUUGAUCAUUCUCCAGAACUUUCCUUUGCACUUACUAGCUAUGGGAUCUUAGGCAGGCAGUGAAGAAUGGCUCUGUGUCUGGCACAUGGAAGAUGUGCAAUAAAUUGGACCCUUCCUACAUAUUCUCAUGUUGGUUACAGAUAACAGAGUAGCAUGCUUUCAUACUCACUGCAAAAAAAAUCCUAUGAAAGACAGCUCUGUGUAUGUGCAUGCACGUUUGUGCACAUGCUUGUAUGUGCAUGCAUUUAAAUGGUGUUAUAUUAAGGUCUUCACAGAUCCAACCUCAAAGGUGGUUAGAAAUGGACCAGCUGUCAUUAUAUAUGCUUAGCAUUUUUCUUUCUAGAGCUGUGGCAAAGUCUGAAAAUGAGGGUAAGGAAACCUACAGAAGAAAUGAAUUAAAAUAAUACCUAUCAAAAAUAUUCUUUAUAUCUUUGAUAAUAGAUAAUUUUGGACUGAUUUACUGAACGUUUAGUAGAGAAAGAAAGGGACAACUAAACAAAUAUGAAGGCAAAGUUCAAUCUAGCAGUGGCACCAGUACUGGCUUUUCAUAUCUAAACUUUGAUUCUGCAUGAGGUGGCUGAGUGACACAAAGGGGCUGGGAAUUUGAAGACCUGUGCCCUGCUGUGAGUUCCAAUUUUGUAAACCAUGAUCAGAAAAAUAAAAUCAAGUCCUGGCCAUGGACCCAGUGUCUCACUCUACCUAUCUCCAAUGCUGCACCCUGCUUUCUGCUUUUAUGGCUUCUCCAGUUUCUUAAACUGGCUCUCCAUCAAACUGAGAAGUACUCAGUGAAGUAUUUCCUGUCUACUCACCUCCGUUGACUUGCAAAGUUCCUGACUACUCUUCCAAUAUCUUACCUCCCACCUAAUCCUCUUUCCUUAUUUUUCCCUGCUGUGUUUUGCUCUCAGCAAGCUUUCAGUGAAUCCCCACUAAGGUGAUAACUGAUAACCACAAGUGUUAACUGAAGUGUGAAUUCCCCUAGGAUUAUUUAAACCUUGAAAGCAGGCUGUUUGAGGACCCAAAUGUUGAUGUAUAGAGAAACUGACAGAAAGCUUUCCCUGUGAUUAAUAACAUCACAACGUCACACCUAUUACACUUUGACUCUCACUACCAAGGUGCCUAGUGACUUAACCUAGAAGAUGACAGUGGCUUAAAAAGAGAAGCUUAAGGAGCUGUAGAAGCAUGAGCAUGACUGAACCACACCAGGCCAACAAAAACACACUGUAGACAGGUGCACUCUGCCUCUUUCCACUUUAGAAUUUUAAACUUGCAGUUUGCUGGUGAAUCCUACUCUAUCAUCAGACAUGGAGUUUAAGACCCUAUCAAAGCCUUUUCUCCCAAGAUGCAUUCAACUGUCAUUAUUUGUUUUUCAACAAAUUUCACAACUUGGUGAAGUCCCUGUGGAGAUGCAGUAUGGGAAGCUGCCAGUGAAAGUCAGAUGUGAAAACAAGCUAUGAAUAUUAGAGAGUCAGCCACAAAAUAGAUGUACUGGGGGGGGGGGCGGGGAAGGGAUGUGGUAUUAACAUAUGUGCUUCCAAAAAUCUAAAGGUGACCAUGUUGGGCUUAGAUGGUCGCAAUUACUGAGCUAAAAUGUAUGGCAGAUGCUGAAGGGGAUGAGUGUUUGAGGAUCAUUCCUCAGCAAAUAUUUUCUAGCUAAUAGCGACUUUUUUAAAGGUAAGUUACAAAGGUUUGAAGGUCAUUUUUACUUUUAAAAUUAUUGACUUCUGCCGCAUUUCAGUUUCUCAUAAGAAGCAAUUUCUGUGCUUCCCCUAUUAGAUUUCAAUUUAGAAAUAAUGAGGUUAUAAACCAUAAUGAGAUAUUAAGAAGAAAGUAUUCCAAAUUCUGAGGUAGAGAGCUAAGGGUGAGAGUGUGGGAGGUGAAAGGACCAGGGGGUCAGAAAACGGUGAUAGUGGAGGAUGGACCACCACUACUACUGUCUUAAUAAAUGUAGUAAACAAGAAUUUAAAUAUGGCAACUUCAAGGCCACGACCCUCUGUGGAUAGGCUAAAAUAAAUAUCUUUGAAGAAUUAGCAUACAUCUACAUUCUUAGAGUUUUCUGACAUUUGUUUGUGUCAAUCAGGGCUCCCAUGAAUUGCAAUAGUAAGUUCUGUGCUUUUUCUCCAUUCAUCACAGUAGAAAUGGGGGCAAUUGAGGAAAGUAUCUUUUUUUCUAAGUUAAAAAUAGUAAUUUCUUUCCUAUGCAAAUAUUACAUGCAUAUUUCCUACCAUACGUAUUAUAUGUUCAUUUGGAAAUAUUACAUUAAAAAUAGAAAUUAAUAUUAAUCAUUGUACAGUAAAUACUGUAUCACUGUAUCAAUCUAGUCUAAAUUUCUAGUAGCCUCCAAACACUAAAGUGUACUGCUACUAUUCAAAUAUCUUCUUAAGUUUUGGAGGCUACUAGAAAUUUUCAAAGGUCAUAACUUUGGGAGAUGUAGUUUUGGCUGAAAUCUUUAAUAAUUCAAAUAGUGAUACAGAACAUUAUCGCAGUCUAUUGGCUUGCAGACAUUUGUUGAUUUACGUGAAAUAUUCACGUCCCCUAAAUCCUCUAAAUAUGAGAGGUUCUCUGUAUCAGAUUCUCUCUACAGGGGGCUAAACACUGAUUUCCUCCCAGUUUAUUUAGAGCACGUCGAAAAGACAUGGAAAGCCAAUAUUUUGUCAUAAAUGAACAAUGGAAUACAGAACUGGUGUUCGGGCUUCCAAACUCUCUUCUGGUUUUGCAGGAAGGAGACAGUAGGCUUUAAAAGUUUCUGAUUGUAAAGUGCAGUUGCCAGGGAGUUUUUAUAAAGGGAAAAAUACAGAUAGAGUAUGUGGGAGAUACAGGUGUUCUUCAACGCCUUACCUGGUGAUGCUUCUCUCUUUAAAAAAUGAAAGAAAGAAAGAAAGAAAAAACAAAACAAGAAACUGCCACCUUUAACACGAAACUUCGCUUUCGGUAAUAAUCCGGAAUUUCACACAAACUUUAAAUUUUCUGAAAUUAAAGAGUUCUCCCCAGACCUCCUGGGUAUCCGGCGUUGCUGGAGGGCGGAGCUGGGUGCAGAAGGCCAUCAGGGCUGGAAGCUCGGGGAUUCGAGUCUGUGGACCCAGGAAGUUUUCCUCAGCUCUCCUUCCUCUUUCUCGCGCCGGCCUGUGCACCCGAGACUGUAGCAGAGCCGCCGCAAGAGGUGGCGCGCCGUGUUCCUCCCGGGCGCGGGGUGGGCGGGCGGCUCCCACGCGAGCCCCUCUCAGGAGGGGGAGGGGUGUAGAACGGGUCCAGAUUCUCAGGCGCGCAGCCACCUCAUCCUCAGGUUCCAGCCGAGCGUCCUGCCGCGGAUCCCGCGCGAGGAAGAUGCUGCGGGUCCCAGCAGUGCUGUGCGUGUGCGCCGCCGCCUGGUGCAGUCAGGCUCUGGCCGCCGCGGGGAUCGCGGGCGGGGGGCGCUCGGACGGCGGCAAUUUCCUGGAUGACCAGCAGUGGCUCAGCACGGUCUCGCAGUACGACAAGGAAGCCGGGCGCUGGAACAAAUUCCGAGACGAUGAUUAUUUCCGUACUUGGAGUCCAGGAAAACCCUUCAAUCAGGAUCCAGCUAAAGAUCCAUGCUUAAAGAUGAAAUGUAGUCAUCAUAAAGUAUGCAUUGCUCAAGAUUCUCAGACAGCAGUCUGCAUUAGUCACCGGAGGCUUACACACAGGAUGAAAGAAGCAGGAGUAGGCCAUAGGCAGUGGAGGGGUUCCAUAUCAUCCACCUGCAAGCAGUGCCCACUGGGCUAUUCCAGCCCUGUUUGUGGUUCAGAUGGUCAUACCUACUCUUUUCAGUGCAAACUAGAGUAUCAGGCAUGUGUCUCAGGAAAACAGAUCUCGGUCAAAUGUGAAGGACGUUGCCCAUGUCCUUCAGUUAAGCCCACCAGUACAAGCAGAAAUGCUAAGAGACAAUGCAGUGACCUGGAGUUCAGGGAAGUGGCAAACCGAUUGCGGGACUGGUUCAAGGCCCUUCAUGAAAGUGGGAGUCAGAACAAGAAGACAAAAACCUUGCUGAGGCCUGAGAGAAGCAGAUUUGAUACCAGUAUCUUGCCAAUUUGCAAGGACUCACUUGGCUGGAUGUUUAACAGACUUGAUACAAACUAUGACCUGCUAUUGGACCAGUCAGAGCUCAGAAGCAUUUACCUUGAUAAGAAUGAACAGUGUACCAAGGCAUUCUUCAACUCUUGUGACACAUACAAGGACAGUUUAAUAUCUAACAAUGAAUGGUGCUACUGCUUCCAGAGACAGCAAGACCCACCUUGCCAGACAGAGCUCAGCAAUAUUCAGAAGCGGCAAGGGGUAAAGAAGCUCCUAGGACAGUAUAUCCCCCUGUGUGAUGAAGACGGUUAUUACAAGCCAACGCAAUGUCAUGGCAGUGUCGGGCAGUGCUGGUGUGUUGACAGAUAUGGAAAUGAAGUCAUGGGAUCCAGAAUAAAUGGUGUUGCAGAUUGUGCAAUAGAUUUUGAGAUCUCUGGAGAUUUUGCUAGCGGAGAUUUUCAUGAAUGGACUGAUGAUGAGGAUGUUGAAGAUGAUAUUAUGAAUGAUGAAGAUGAAAUUGAAGAUGAUGAUGAAGAUGAAGGGGAUGAUGAUGAUGGUGGUGAUGACCAUGAUGGAUACAUUUGAUUGAUGAGAGCUGAAAUCCAUAAAUUCUACAUUUCUAAUAUUUACAGAUUGACACCCUAUUUAAAAUUAUCUUCUUGCCCAAUAACAAAAUGAUUCUAAACCUCACAUAUAUUUUGUAUAAUUAUUUGAAAAAUUACAGCUAAAGUUGUAUAACUUUAUGUUUAAAUAAUAACCAUUUGCUUUGAGUUUUCAUAUUCCUUAUAUAAAAAGAAAAUACAUAUGCAGUCUAGCCAGACAAAAUAAAGUUUUGAAGUUAUUACCAUAAAUUUUUCGUGAGACCAAACUGUGUAAAUCUUCCAUAAGCAAAAUGACAACCAGUGCUUGGUAUCAUAGUGUUCAUUUUUUGAAAGAUAAUUCUAAGAGAAAUUAGAAACAAAUAACUUACUAAUGACCCGAGUCCUGAGGAUUUAAGAAAAAUAUGCAUGACCUUCAUUACAAUUCCAAAGCAGCAUCUUGCUAGACCUAGAUGAGUCAAGAUAACAGAGAGAUACCACAUGGCAAGAAAAACAAAGUGACAAUUGUAGAGUUCUCCAUUGUGUUUAAAUAGUGGUGUUUUUAACUGGUAUUGUUCUGGAUCUAACAGGACAUUUUACAAAAUGGCAAGUAUGGAAAAACCAUGGAUUCUGAAAGUUAAAAAAUUUAAUUGAUCUUUCCAAUGUGUAUUUUAAUUUGGAUGGCAGUCUCAUGCAGAUUUUUAAAAAUAUUCUUUAAAACAUGAAUUUCUUGCCUUUCUAGAUUUCAUUAUCUUUCUGGUCAGCAACUUAGGGUGCAGAAUUUAAAUUAGGAAGACAAAGGGAAAGAUUGAUUUAAAGCAUAUUUUUACAAAGUUUGUUAUUUGCCCCAAGGUCAAAUUUUAAAUUCUUAAUUUUCAUUUUAUUUCCCAAUUUAGAUAAAAAUUUGCAUUUAAUCUUAGAAUUAUGUAUUUUUUGUUAUUAAUGCCUAAACUUAGAGAACGUAUUGUAUGGUGCCUUGCAAAAAUAGAAAUAGAAAGAUUUUAGCAUGCAUACCAAUAUAGUAUAUUAGGCAAUAUAUAAGCACACCUAAUUAACAGAUUAAUAUCAGUAAAGGUACUGCUGCUGGAAUGAAGAAGAAUGGGACAUGUUUCUUUCUUUUUUUCUAUUGUUACAUAAUUGCCAUGUGAACUUGUUUAUGAUUAUUGUGUAAAGUAGCAUUUAACUGUAGCAAAAAUUACUUUAACCACUGUAUUUAAGUUAGCAUGUUAAUUAAUUGUGCAGACAUUUGGCACAGAAUCACUCUUAAGUAUAUCAGACCAAUGGUUUUGUGCCCAUAAUAAAAAAUGGAAAGACCUAUUGAAUGUUGCAUAUUGGUAUCAUCAAUUUCAACAGUGGAUAAACUGGUUUCCCAGUAUAAAAUUCAUUGAAAGCAAAAUUGAUGAAUUAUUUCCAUUUAAUUUAUACGCAAUACAAAAUUUAAUGUUGACUUUAUGUAAUAUUUAAAGUAUAAUGCAUUUUCUUUUUUUAACUGUUUAUGUACAGUUUACAAAAUAAAGAAUCUUGUAACCAAAUUAAACUGUUCUUCAAUGGUUUUUCCGGAGUACAACAUGGUAGCAUGAAGGCUUCUUAAGCUAUUCCUUGAUUUUUAAAAUGAAUGCAUUGCAAACUAGCUAGGGGAGCUUCCUGAAUUUUAGAAUUUCAAAAUUAGGGUUCUUGGAAUCUUGAAUAUUAUUGUUCAAUGUAUGCUAAAAUGUAUUUUUCUUGGUGGUGGUUUGUUUUAAUUUGUUUCAUUUGUCAUAAUAUUGUAAAAUGGAUCAUAUUUUUGUCAAGGCUGUAUUUUAAAACCCAUUUUCAUGGAGUCAUACUUAACAUAUUUGGCUAAAUUUAUAUAGCAACAGGAUUUUGAAGAGUUGUCAGAUAGCCUUGUCUAUUUAACAAAUGUAUAUAAAUAUAACUGAUUGGUUGGGAAGAGACAAAAUCAAAUUCUAUACAGAUGUUUAGCAAAUGAAUUUAAAAUAACAAAUAUAGCAAUGUUGAAGUUAAGCUAUUUUUUAAAGACGUGUCUCUGAGACUCCGAAAAAGCAACUAACUCAACAGCAGAUAGAAAAUGAAAAAUAUUACACUAUAAAACUUUAUGUAAAUUAUUUGUAUACAGUAUAUAUUUUUAUGUGUGCAUUUUAAAAUUCUAUUUGUAGUGUAUAUUAGGUCUUUUCAUUAUCAUGUAAUUCAUUUUAAAUAUUUUGGCACAAUACAAUUAUAUCUUUAUGUUUAUCCCCCAAAACUUAAAUACUAGAUAGCUACUGUAAAGCAGACAGUAUUCUAGACCCUAGAGAUUCAUUAAUUAACAAAAUAACUAUGAAGAGUAAAGACACAAUACAUUUAAUUCCUAGCCCUUAAUAAAACAGUUCUAAUCUUCAUUGGAAUAAAUCAAAGGUGGAUAUUUACUAGACUUAAUUUGAAUAAAGAAUGAGGUAUUUUGAACCCCCAAUAAGAGUCCUUGAUACAAACCCGAAAUCUUAACAUUUUAAUUAAAAAGAAACCAAGUACCUCAACAGUUAGUUCUUUCUUAAAUUGAAAUCUGAUUCAUAGGUAUAAAAUCAUACUAUAGAGUCUAUAAUAAUGUCUUAUCUUUCUCAUCUGUGUUAUUUAGGAAAUACACAUGAAACUCAAAAAUUACAAGACAUUCUGAAUCACAGCAAACUGAAAAUUUAAACAUUAGAGAAAAUGAGAAGAAGAAACAUUCAAAUAAAAUAGCACGGGUUCCUUAUAUGCCAAAAUCUAGUAAAGAAACUAAUGAUGCUUUAUUGCUGUACGUAUUCAGGAUGGUAAUGCUCCCUAAUACUAUUGGGGGAAGAAAGCUAAGUUUAUAAUAAACAUAAAACAUUUCAAUAUUGAUCAAAAUGAUAUGUGGCCUAAUUGAAACUCUGUAUUUCUGUCAAUAGAAAAAAAUCCAUCAAACCAAAAUAUCAAAAUUAUGAGGAAAAUUUUGUAAUUAAUAAAACAGCUGCUAAAAGUACCUUAUUCUGUGUAUACAUUUUACAGUAUUUUUAUUUUAUAUGAAACUAAAGAUUUGAAAAUUGUCCCAUAAGCACUGAUCCUUAUAGGCUGGUAAUAGCUUAUUUAGAGCAGAUUUACAGAAUUGCAUGAAUAAAUACACAUUUUAUAACAAACAUUUUGAUGAUCUGUUUUAUAUAAAAUUGAUGAAGACUUAGCUGUAUGCAACAGAAUAUGAAGGGCUCAUACACAGUUGAUCUUAGAGAUUCCUAAUAGCUGGCGGGAAAGUGGAGAAAUAUGAAGGGCUUCAUACACAGUCUAUUUUAGAGAUUUCUGAUAGCUUGGGGGAAAGUGGAGAAUGAGCCAAACCAAACACAGUCAUUAUCAGUAAUGUGCUGGCUCUACCUGAUACAAGUGUGCACAUAUGCACACACAAACGUGUGCAUGCAUGAUUCACCCAGAGUUUUCUUUGUAUUUAAAAAAUUCAGUACAUUGCUUCACAUUUAUUUUUCUUAUCUUUUGUUCAUAAUGAACAAAAUGUGCUAGACCAUAUCAUACAUUGUUCAGAUGAAAUAAGAAUAUUUUAAAAUCUAGAAUAUUUAAAGUGGCAUGAAGAUGUAAAUAAAUGAUCAUAUUAGCUUCUUGAAGCUUAUUCUAUUUGACAUUGUUUUAAACAUAAUAGCUGAUAUUAAGGUUAAUAUAAUGGAGACAUUUUUAUUAUUUCUAGUACACAUUUUUAUAGAAAAUAAUAUCAACUGUUUAAUUCUGUGUUUUAAAAAUAUUUCAUGAAUUAUAACUUGGCUUCAUGAAACUUUUAUUAGUGAUUAAGUCAAUAAACAAGUCAAAGAGAACAUCUUAAGCUUUCACUGUAUACGAUAUAUACAUUAUCUCUCUUGGGGCCAGACAAAUUGAAAUAGUCCUUUUGAAUAGUAAUUAUUUUCUCUCCUCAACCGCAUAUGAAUGUCUGCUUCAUUGUUCUACUUAAUAUCUCUACCUAAUUUCCCAAUUUCUCAGUUAAAAGCUUAGUAAGUAAAAUUAAGAUAAAUGAAUAUAUGGUCCAACUUGAUUUAAAAAGACAUAGUAAACCAUUGUAGGUGAAAAGAUAUUUUUAAAUCGCAAAAAUCAAUAAACACCAUCACAUCCAUAUUCAACUCUUUCAAAGACAUCCUUGGGGAAUACAUUUUUAAUAUACUUUAGUGAUCAUGCAUCUCAUUCAUCCUUAAGAAUGCAAAUAUAUAUAUUCCUAGGUUUGGAGUCUACAUGUCAUCUUUCUCACCUUCAACGUAGCUUAGUGUAUUUAUCCUGGAGAAUUUAUAUGACGGUUACAUGCACACAAAUUUAAAGCAGAAGCACUGUGUUUAUCCUGUAGUAGGUGUGCACUAAAUGCUAAUUUUUUUCAAAACUUUAAAAUAGGUUAACAACAGCAGUAUUACUGAAGUUUUCAAGAUAUGCUGUCAGAAUUAUCUUCUCUUUUUACAGCUUUAUUCACAGUAAUUCAAACAAAUGAUCUAGUUGAUAGUACCCUCAUAUACCAAGUAAACAUAAUAAAUAGCGCUCACAUCGUAGAGUCAGUGUGAAGAUGAAAUGAGUUAACACAUGGUGUCUGGAACAUAGUAAAUACCAAAUAAAUGUAAUUAUUUUUGUUACUUAAAGAAGCUUAUAAACCAUAGCAAAAGUCAUAUGAAGAAAUGAAAAAUUGAACUCCAAACCCAAGCAUCUUAACUAAUUGGCUUCUCUAAGUAAAUUACUCAUUUUUGAAUAGGUACAUUUCAAGAGAAACAUGUACUAGGGUUUGUGUCAGUUUAGUGUAUGUACCAUACAUGAAAUGUCAUAAGCAUUCAAUUCAUGCAAUAAGCUAAGAGGUGGCAUUAGUUUUUCUUAUAUUAAAGAUGAAGUAUCUUAGAAAUCAUGAAUACUCACCAUUCCCGUUUCUUCUCUCCUUUAUGGACAUAUGUAAUAUCUUCAUUUUUCCUUCACAGUCAGAUUGAGGCCCUGCAACUAGUUGAGGCCAACUGACUGUGAGUUGAAGUAGCCUGUAUGGAGCUUGACACUGUCACCCCCAUCCGUGUACGGGCAGUUGGGAUGGAACCAUGACAAUGCUCUAUCUUUACCCAGGCCUCCUUGUUCCACAGGUUAUUUAGCCAUGUCAUGCUACUUCCACAUUUAAAUUUGCAACCACUAGCCGAAACGUCUUCUUAAACAACAUACAACACGUUUUGAAGCCAUCUGAAUUCCUUGUUAAGUGAAGAGAACAUAAACAAAUUAAUUCAGCUGUUGAAUGAAAUGUAUUUGUGUAGCAGUACAGGAAAUGCAGUGCCUGGCAGUAAAUCUCUGAGCUCCAUCUGAUACUGCCUUGUGAUGUUGGGCCAGUAAUGAACUUUUCUGUCACUGAUUUUCUUCACUUAUAAAGUAAUAGUAGUGUUUGGAUUUCUUAAGGCUAUAGUAGCACCUUAGUGGAAAUUCUAGUAAAAUACCUAGCUCAAAAAAAAUUAGUUAUAAUAAAAAAAGAUAGUAAACAUAGUGGUAAAAGCUGUGGGCAGUACAGUCUACCAGUCUUGAAUCCUGGCUCUGGCUCUCAUGGACCAUGAGACUUUAGGCAAGUUACUUGACAUCUUCAUGGCUUCGUUUUUUCAUCAGUAAAAUAGGCAUGAUAUUAACUAUCACCUUAGAGCAUUGUGACAGAGGAUUACAAACUUUAAUACUUAUAAAAGCACUUUUUUUUAAUACUUAUAUAAAAAAAAAAGUGCCUAGCCUCAUAGUCAGCACUGAAUAGUAGUUAUUAUUAAGAAGAGGAAAAUGAAGAACAGCACAAUCAAUAAAUCAUCCACUAUUUAUAGAUCCAUCUUAUUUUUAAAAUGGGAAUAUAGAAAUUGUUAUUCCUGUUUUCUGUUAGAAAACAUCCAGUCCAGGCUGGGCGCAGUGGCUCACGCCUGUAAUCCCAGCACUUUGGGAGGCCGAGGCAGGUGGAUCACGAGGUCAAGACAUCGAGACCAUCCUGGUCAACAUGGUGAAACCCUGUCUCUACUAAAAAUACAAAAAGUUAGCUGGGCAUGGUGGUGCAAGCCUGUAAUCCCAGCUACGCGGGAGGCUGAGGCAGGAGAAUUGCCUGAACCCAGGAGGUGGAGGUUGCGGUGAGCCUAGAUUGCACCAUUUCACUACAGCCUGUGUCACAAGAGCGAAACUCCAUCUCAAAAAAAAAGAAAGAAAGAAAACAUCCAGUCCAGAGAAGUAAAGUGGUCUCUAAAGUUCACCAGGGACAUCAAUAUAGAAACUAAACCACAAACUUAAGGAACAUCAACUCAAUACAGUCCAAUAUCAACUUUCUCUUGAGCUCUCAUAAAUAUUCUCUCUUACAAUGUAAUUCCUGUUUAAGGGCGAACCUUUUCAAAACAUUGAUUAGCCACAAUUUCUUAUCAAAAAGAGUGGUUAUUUAUAGAAAAUUCUUAAUGUAGUUUCACUGUAAUACUAAUAUUUAAUGUGUCCUUUUAAUUGGUAUAUUAAAUAGUGCUAAGUUUCAAUAUUCUUUUUAGCCCCGUGGGGUAAGUUGUUGAAGUGCCAAAGUUGAAAUAAAAACAAUAAUUAGAGAUUAUAAAUCUGUUUUAGAGCUUACCAGAGGUUGCACCAAAGUGUAAUUUAGAGCUGACUAGAUUUAAAAGAAAAAGCAAAAAAUUUUAAAAAGCAGUGUUAUAAUUUAAAAACAAUUUAUUAUGUUUAGGGGGAUAAAAAAAUAGAGGUGGAACUAUGAGACAUAUGGAAGAAACAAUUUGACGUUCUCAAAUAGCUUCUAAAGAGUGUAAAUAAAUAUGUGACAAAUCAUGUCACAUUUAUAUAAAAUGUGAGAACUCUUAUUUUCUCAUAUAAGUGAAUAUUAGUAUGAUAAUAGACCAUUAUUGGUAAACUACUUCUCAGUCUGUUUUAGCCAGGUACAAUAUUUCUUGCUAUGAAAUGUAAAUAUUUAAACAUUUUUCUCUUUUAGGAUAAUGUGUUUCAGGUGCUCAUCAUUUUCUUACCAAACAACUUUUUCAAAACGAAUUUGCUCAUCUGGAGAGAAACACAUAAAAUAUAAAAGGAAAACGCCCUUUACUGUAAGACCUUUUUUUGGAAGAAUUACCCCCAAAAAAAAGCCUCUAAUUUAGACCUCGCUUUCUUCUCAUAAAAUUAAAUGAUAGCAAAAUAGGUUGUGUAUGUGUUAUAUUUGGCCAGAGAAAAAAUGAAUGAUUUUGUACAAUACUGGUUCAGUUGGUCAUGUGAAUCCCAGAUUAUUGGGACUCUUUAUUUGGUUUAUUAAUUCAAUGUGUAUUUGGUAUCAACCUCAUAAUUACAGGAGCAAUGUGUGACUAUGUCAAUCUCAGUUUAGUUUAUAAAAUUUGACAUAAUUUGAAUAAAUUUUUGUUUUCAUGUGA